AUGGACGCUGCAAGCAAACAACUGGAGCAAUUGGAUCAGGAGAUUGCCGAUAUCACUGCAGAGGCCAAAGAAGCUAAGGAGGCAUGGUUGAGCGCCUCAGAUCCUCAGCAGAAAGCCGACCUGAAGGAGAUCUGGCAGCAGCUGCAGGUUCGAGUCCAGGCAAUCGACUUCAGAAGGUCGAAGCUGGAAGACAAGCUCGGCACCCCAGGUGGCAACAUCUUGGCAAGACUUGAUCGGCUGGAAGACCGUGCGACUUACCCGUUGAUCUCACCAACAGCACGCGACAAGAUUGAAGCUGCCUCAUGUGUGCUGCUGGAUGACAACAAGCCCAUAGGCGUUGCGUUCUUCAUUGCUGAACGCGUCUGCCUGACCUGCAACCACAACUUGGACGACUUUGAGGAAGGCCAGCAAGUGACAGCUAGGCAGCCAUCAGGAGGGGAGCAAUUCUCACUCACAGUCAGCCAGCACAACACAGAUCUGGACUACGCCACAUUGCGCAGCGAGCAGCAACAUGACUUUGUCACUUGCUACCGCGGAGCACCUGCUAAGCUUGGAACCGUCAUGCGCAUCAGCCGCCGGGGACACCACAUGGUGUAUGAGUGCAACUCGUGGCCUGGGGACUCAGGGGCUAGCUUGGCCUUGUAUGAUGGCGAGGUGGUGGGCAUGCACCAAGACGGCGUGAAUUCGAUAAAGGAGAUCGUGGAGAGGAAGCAUGCCACGACAAUUGUGGCCAGCAAGGUCUACCUCUUCCAGGUGACCAGGAAUACGCGGCACGAGAUCAACGCUGGGCUUUGCAAGGUUCUGGCUUACCUGCCGGCGCACCUGGAGUGGACUAUGCACACGUGUCCCGCCGCAACCAUGCACGCAUGCCUGCCAUGCCUCAGCUUCUCCAUCUGUGUGCCAGAAUUCCCCAGCCUUGUGCCAGCUAUCGUCUGCAUCGCUCUCUGCUCUGAGAAGGUGGACAUCCCUGUUUUGACCCGUCACAGAGAAUGCGCAAAGCCCUGGCGGCGAGGGACCAGUCCUAACUCAUACACCAAUGGCCGGCUGGAAAUGCCGCGCUCCGCGGGGCGGUGCUGCAAAGGAACAGGCGGGGAGCGGCACGGGCUGUGUGGUGGCGGCGCUGCCGGCUAAGCGCUUGGGAUGGCAUUGGCAGUCCACUCUGCUGAGCUCCACCGCUAUGCGGCUGCAGGAAAUUGCAGCCUGCCACACAGUGUUGUGGGAAGCUGUGGAACGGCGUGUUUGCUGCAUUGCAUGCUACCGCGGUGGUGUGAGCUGCUGUGCAAUUGUUUAUUUGCUCGAUUGCAUGUCCAUGCAGCGGUGUGGGUUGCUGUGAUUUUGUAGUAUUCAGUGCCAUGUGCGUAUUUGUUCUGCCUGGGAAUUAAGAGAACUGUCUCAAAUGGGUCUCUAAGUGUUAAGUGCAGUCUGUGGUAAACGAUUCAUGGCACU
Molecule: messenger RNA, 1446 nt
Organism: Coccomyxa subellipsoidea C-169
Lineage: Eukaryota; Viridiplantae; Chlorophyta; Trebouxiophyceae; Coccomyxaceae
Exons: 5
Coding region: 1-1131 (376 amino acids)
Source: RefSeq, a predicted model, not a curated record